AUCUAUGUUUCUGUGAUAAAUUUGAUUAGCUGAAAGUCUAAAUUUACUAAACUGCUAAUAAACAAUCAUAGCAAUAGAAUUAAUAUGAUAGAUUUGCUUUAAAAAAUCGAUUAUACCGCAAUCGAAGGACCUCAUCAAUUGUUGUCAUUAAAACUAUCCAUAGUUCUGCCCUAAUCGAAAAUAUCGCGGGAAACGAAAAUGGCGUCUACAUCUUCUCUCGAUACAAUGUAUCUGGAUAAUUUAGAUGAAUAUAUCAAUGAUGAAAACAAAGUUGUGACCUACCGUUGGUUAAGCAUUACCUUGCAAGUACAUGUGAACCUAGCUAAACAGAUGUUAUUCAACUUUGUGAAGCAACAGAGAAGUGAAAAGGAUUCUGAUUGCCUUCAUGUCACCUAUUUUGUGGCAGGAAUAACGGAUAAAAGGAAGGAUGGAACCAAAGUGGUCUUUUGUAGUGUGGUUCCUGAAGAAAAACUGGAAACUGUUAAAAGCUCUCUUCAACAAUUACACAGUUGUCAUAUAUAUAGUGUUCAAAAGUCCAAAUUAAAGGAUUCCAGUGUGCUAUAUAUUACAGAUUACCAGGAAAUGAAAGAAAAUGAGAUUGAAUCAUCCAGGUAUAGUGCAGUUAAGUAUGAUGCAGCACAAAAGAUAGAGAGGAAAGUUAAAACUGAGGAUGCUCAACCUAAUUCUCCUUUAAAGACAUCUAAUGAAACGUCCAUUAAAACAAAUAGAGACAACAAUAAUAAUAACAACAACAACAAUAACAGCAGCACUAACAAUUCCAAGAAUUCAGUUACAAAAUCAGUAAUUGCUGGAAUGUUUGCUCAAUGCAAUAAGAAUAAUAUUUCCAAACAAGCAUCUACAGAUCAGAGUAGUAAUAAUUCUGAACCGAAGAAGGAACAGGCAGCUAAAAAGGUUUCAAAGAAACCAACUGGUGUGCUCUCUUUCUUUUCUUCUGCAGGAAAAUCGGAGAGCAUUGAGAUCAAAUCAGAAAAUACAGAACCAUCUAGAAAUACUUCUAAUAAUAAGCAGAAUGAAGUCAAAAAAUCUCUUCAAGAAUCUGAUUCAGAAGAUGAUAUGUUCCAAGAAAAGAAGCGGCGCCGCAUUGUCCGAAAUAUCAGUAGUGACGAAGAAGAUAUGUUCCAAAAAAAGAAGCGGCACCGCAUAGUCCCAAAUAGCAGUAGUGAGGAAGAAAUGGAAUCAGAGGAACCACUUCCAAGUCCACCCAGUCCAGAGAUGAUGCCCACUGAUGCUGAUAUUAAGGAUGACACAAUGGAAGGAAGUUCAGCUGCUGUAGAAAAUGGCUGUGAGCAAAACACUGAAGAAACAGCAGUAAGAGAAACAGAAUCUAGAGUUGUUGUUAAUAAAGAUGGAAAACGAAGGAAACGGAUAAAAAGACAGAAAAAUAAGACUUUUAUAGAUGAUGAAGGUUUUAUGGUUACAAAGAAAGUUAUGGUCAGUGACUCAACUGAUGUCUCUGACGAGGAAACAGAAAAAAACUCUAAACCACCAACAACAGCUGCACCUGUUGUACUGUCAGCUGCUCAGCUCAAGAAACCUGCCUCGAAAACAAGUGUUCCUGACAAAGGACAGAAGAAGCAGUCAUCCUUGAUGUCAUUUUUUAACAAAAAAUAAAUACAUUGUUCAGGAUUUUACUCUUAAUAUUUUCCUUGAUAUCUUCACUGGCCCUCUGACUAAUUCAGCAGUUUUGUUGUCUUAUGACCCCUGUAUAAAACAGUUCAUAAAUUAAGAAAACUUGUGCAGCUGAAAUGGAGAUAUCAAAGAAUAUUGUGAACAUUAUUUUUGACUGAAUUUUAUUAAAUUUUUCUCUUUUGAUUAUUUUUCAUGGCAUUUCUAAAAACAUUUUCCAGUUAUGGCUUAGUGAAAUCAAUGAAGCUAUUGUUUUAUUCUCUGUUCAUUUUCGAUUUUAUGAGGAGGUUACCUUGUUUACAAGACAUUGCAGUGUAGUUGGUAGCUGAAUAGUUACAAUUGUUAGCAUUUAUUUGUGUUCUCAAGAAUAUUUUUUCAUUAUGAACUCAAUCCAAGGUUGGAGUUCUUGGACAUUGGAAUAAACUCCAGGAUUUCUCGGCUGGCCACAACCAUUUCCCCAAGAGGUCACUCCAGUGAGUGUAUAGACUCCUGUGAAAAGAAUUAGGAAUUAAAAAUAUAGAUCACAUAAAUAUUGGUUUCAAAUUUUGGCACCAUGUUGGAAGAUGCAAAUUUAUAACCAGUGAACAAAACUCACAUUACUUUAUCUACUUGGAAAACAGAAGUGAACAUGUAUGCAUAGGCAUAUGUAUGGUUAACAAAAAUUUUAAACCGACCAAGUGUAACUUACCAUCUUUAUUACAGACCAGAGGACCACCGCUAUCUCCUUGGCAGCUAUCAGGACCGCCUUCUAUGUAGCCUGCACAUAUCAUACGUGGAGUAAUACUGUUCUUGUACAAUGAUUUACAUAGUUUUGCUUUAAUUAAUGGAACAGUAGCUGCCUUAAGAAUUGAUGGAUAUGCUGUUGAUAAAAGACGUAUACUUUGUAAAGACACAACAAAGUAAUCAUAAAGUAAACAUAAAUAUAAAUGAUUUAAUAUAUGCACACGGACAAUAUUUACAAAGUAAUGGAUAUACCUGACUGAUUCAGCCUCUGCAUAUUGCAAAUGUUCAUUUUACAGAUGCCAGAAGGAUUAAAAGUAAAGUUGAUACUGAAGGGAUUUAAGCUCAGAAUGUAGUAAACUAAGUACUGAAAAUCAUUUAGCCUAGCACUCUCUUCCUUCUGUAACAUUUUAUUUGCAAUUAUGAAAUUUUCAAUAAACAAGAACUAAAUACAUCUAGCAAUAAACAAACUGGUGACAUCAACAAUAAACUGAUCAAUAAAGGGUUUUCAAAGCCCAUUAUUAAGAAGC
Octopus bimaculoides (California two-spot octopus) is the source of this 2897-nucleotide messenger RNA. RefSeq lists its product as uncharacterized. NCBI's taxonomy places the organism in Eukaryota, Metazoa, Mollusca, Cephalopoda, Octopoda, Octopodidae. The record is from RefSeq and is a predicted model, not a curated record. Gene Ontology annotation, biological process: DNA replication; DNA strand elongation involved in DNA replication; nucleotide-excision repair, DNA gap filling. Gene Ontology annotation, cellular component: nucleus; delta DNA polymerase complex. Gene Ontology annotation, molecular function: DNA-directed DNA polymerase activity.